UAUAAUAGCCACGCCUGGCAUGUGAGAAUAUGAAAUGUUGGCCAAAUGUUGCAUGUUGGACAAAAAUAAAAAAAAAAAUCAGGUUACGUGUAUCAUCACCAUUCGGUUUGAUUAAAUCAAGAAAAAAUUUGAAGAAAUGGAACAACAAGUGCAACAAGGUGAACAAAAACUAUCGAAAAAUGCAUUGAAAAAAGCUAAAAAAGAAGCAGAAAAAGCAGCGAAAAAAGCUGAAGCAGCACAGAAACGUGCCGAAACACAACAACAAUCGGAAGCUAGUGUUGAAGAUUAUUCUAAAGAUAAUUAUGGCAUAUCGCCGAUGAUUCGAUCGACUGAAAGAAAUGUGGACCGAAUAUUUGUCAAUGUCAAUAAGAUUGAUGAAUCGUUGGCCGAUCAAACCAUUUGGAUUCGUGGCCGUCUUCAUACUAGUCGUGCUGUUGGUAAACAAUGUUUUUUCGUUCUUCGUCAACGUCAAUCCACUUUACAGUGUUUAUUAGCGGUUGGCGAACAUGUUAGCAAACAGAUGGUUAAAUUUGUCACAUCAAUCACAAAAGAAUCUAUAAUCGAUGUGCAAGGUUUAAUCAAAAUAUCGCCAACAAAAAUCGAAAGCUGUACACAGCAAAUGGUCGUGUUCGGUGCAAAAAUUUUUGUUAUAAGUGCUGCUGAACCAAUGUUACCAUUGUUGAUAGAUGAUGCUGCACGUCCUGAACAUGAAGUUGGUGAUGGAUUAUCCACCGUGAAUCAAGAUGUUCGUCUUGAUAAUCGUAUAUUGGAUCUUCGUACUUCAACUAAUCAGGCCAUAUUUAAACUUGAAGCAGGUGUUGUUCAUGUUUAUCGUCGAUCAUUGGAACGACGUGGAUUCGUUGAAAUUCAUACACCGAAAAUUAUACCGGCUGCUAGUGAAGGUGGUGCCAAUGUAUUCGAAGUGAGUUAUUUCAAAGGUUCAGCUUAUCUGGCACAAUCACCACAAUUCUACAAACAAAUGGCUAUUGCUGCCGAUUUUGAUCGUGUAUUCACCAUUGGUUCGGUAUUUCGUGCCGAAGAUUCCAAUACACAUCGUCAUCUGUGUGAAUUUAUUGGUUUGGAUUUUGAAAUGGCUUUCAAUUAUCAUUAUCAUGAAGUAUUGGAUGUGAUUGGUGAAUUAUUUGUCGAACUAUUCAAAGGAUUACAACAGGAAUAUGCUGAUGAGAUUAAAACAAUCGAUCGACAAUUUCCUUGUGAACCGUUUAGAUUUUUGGAACCAUCACUUCGAAUUAAUUUCUCUGAAGGUGUAAAACUUUUACGUGACAAUGGUGUUGAAAUGGGUGAUGAAGAAGAUUUAAGUACAGCAAAUGAAAAAUUAUUGGGCAAAAUCAUUAGACAAAAAUAUGAUACCGAUUUCUAUAUUUUGGAUAAAUUUCCAUUGGCUGUUCGACCAUUCUAUACAAUGCCUGAUCCAGAUAAUCCGAAAUAUUCAAAUUCUUAUGAUUUAUUUAUGCGUGGCGAAGAAAUCAUGUCUGGUGCACAACGUGUUCAUGAUCCAGAAUUUCUAAUUGAACGUAUUAAACAUCUUGGAAUCGAUCCAAACAAAAUGAAAUCAUACAUUGAUUCAUUCCGUUAUGGAGCGCCACCACAUGCUGGUGGUGGAAUCGGUUUGGAACGUGUUACAAUGUUGUUUCUUGGUUUGAACAACAUUCGUAAAACAUCGCUAUUUCCGCGUGAUCCUAAACGUGUUUCGCCUUGAAUACAUUUGUAUUGGUAAUGAUGAUCAAUUUUUUUUUUGUUCAUCAAGUUUGAAAAAAAAUUAAUCAUUGAUUGAUAAAAAAAUAAAUAAAUAAAAAAAAAUUGAUAAAUUGAGCAAAUCAAUUGAAGUAUAUA
This is a messenger RNA of Dermatophagoides farinae (American house dust mite), 1854 nucleotides long. It is a transcript of the gene AspRS, whose product is annotated as aspartyl-tRNA synthetase. Gene Ontology annotation, molecular function: RNA binding; aspartate-tRNA ligase activity; ATP binding. The record is from RefSeq and is a predicted model, not a curated record. Gene Ontology annotation, cellular component: cytoplasm; aminoacyl-tRNA synthetase multienzyme complex; cytosol. Lineage: Eukaryota; Metazoa; Arthropoda; Arachnida; Sarcoptiformes; Pyroglyphidae. Gene Ontology annotation, biological process: aspartyl-tRNA aminoacylation.